GAGCGACUGAGCUCUGGUCCAUUCCAACCGAGCUAACGUUAGCAACCUACCUUCCGCAACAUCCUCAUCUAUCGCUCCUUUCACUUGAGAGAAACACCACUGAAAAUCAUUUCCUCCUGCAACCCCUGGAAGGAGCGGUGACGUCAUGGACGCAUGCCACAAUCGAGCGUCCUCCUCCAUCCUGCUCCAGCAUCAUCAAGGUUUCUUGAGGUUUUUCAAGUGAUGUCUGGCAUGUGGCCGCUUAACCGCACUGUGCAUUGUCGGAAAAACAAUCAUGCAGAAACACCAAAAGGAUCAGGGCCACAGUCAGCAGACACGCCGCCUCCGGAGAAGACGCCAUUUUCCGAGGAAAAUAUGGCUCAUUACCAGCGCGGGCAAAAUGAAGCAUCCAUCCGCCUUGGCGAGCUCGAAGCCAGAAAACCCAGCAGAUGAGCGCGCUUGAGGUCCUUGAUACAAUUUGCAUGCGCAGAUCACCGGAGGUCAGACGCGGAGGACGCGCCGCUGCUUCCACCCUUCAUGAGGCUCGAUGUUUGGGAUUCAGGAGACGAUACCGCGGGGCGGCACGACCAUGAAGGAGGAACCGCUCGGUGGGCUCAACUCGGUGCGCUCGUGGAUGCACACGGCCGGGGUCGUGGACGCCAACACGGCCGCGCAAAGUGGAGUCGGCCUGGCCCGGGCGCACUACGAGAAGCAGCCCCCGUCCAACCUCAGGAAGUCCAAUUUCUUCCACUUCGUCCUGGCGCUGUACGACAGGCAGGGACAGCCUGUGGAAAUCGAGAGGACGGCUUUCGUCGAUUUUGUGGAGAAAGAAAAAGAGCCAACCAGUGAAAAAACCAACAAUGGGAUACAUUACAAACUACAGUUAUUGUACAGUAACGGCGUCAGAACAGAGCAGGAUCUUUACAUUCGGCUAAUCGAUUCGAUGACGAAGCAGGCCAUAGUUUAUGAGGGCCAAGACAAGAAUCCAGAAAUGUGCAGAGUUCUCCUGACUCAUGAAAUCAUGUGCAGCCGAUGCUGCGACAAGAAAAGCUGCGGGAACCGCAACGAGACCCCGUCGGACCCGGUGAUCAUCGACAGAUUCUUCCUAAAGUUCUUCCUCAAGUGUAACCAGAACUGUCUGAAGAAUGCAGGGAACCCACGAGACAUGCGUAGAUUCCAGGUUGUCGUAUCGACGACCGUCAACGUGGACGGCCACGUGCUGGCCGUUUCCGACAACAUGUUCGUACACAACAAUUCCAAGCAUGGGCGAAGGGCUCGCAGACUCGACCCUUCAGAAGGUACGCCUCCUUAUCUGGAGAAUGCCACCCCAUGCAUCAAGGCUAUCAGCCCCAGCGAGGGAUGGACCACUGGAGGGGCCACGGUCAUCAUCAUAGGGGACAACUUCUUUGACGGCCUACAAGUGGUGUUCGGCACCAUGCUCGUAUGGAGUGAGCUGAUAACACCCCACGCUAUCCGCGUCCAGACUCCACCUCGGCACAUCCCCGGCGUGGUGGAAGUCACGCUGUCCUACAAGUCCAAGCAGUUCUGCAAAGGUGCCCCUGGGAGAUUUGUGUACACUGCCCUGAAUGAGCCCACCAUCGACUACGGUUUCCAGAGGCUGCAGAAGGUCAUCCCCAGACACCCCGGCGACCCUGAAAGGCUACCAAAGGAGGUGUUACUGAAGAGGGCGGCUGACCUCGUCGAGGCCCUGUAUGGGAUGCCCCACAACAACCAGGAGAUCAUUCUGAAGAGGGCAGCUGACAUCGCCGAGGCCCUGUACAGCGUUCCCCGCAACCACAACCAGAUCCCCUCUCUCGCCAACACAGCCUCCCACGGCAUGAUGGGAGUUAACUCCUUCAGCAGCCAGCUCGCAGUCAACGUGUCUGAGUCACAAGGGAACGACCAAGUGGGCUACAGCCGGAACACCAGCAGCGUGUCCCCCCGGGGCUACAUCUCCAGCAGCACCCCGCAACAGUCGAGCUACAACACCGUCAGCAACAGCAUGAAUGGCUACGGCAAUGCCGGCAUGAACCUGGGAGUGCCAAGCUCCCCGGGGUUCCUCAACGGAUCCUCUGCCAACUCCCCAUAUGGAAUUAAACAAAAGAGCGCCUUCGCCCCUGUGGUCCGACCCCAGGCCUCCCCACCCCCCUCCUGCACCAGCGCCAACGGCAACGGACUGCAAGGUGAGCCCCCCUCACCCCCUCAUCCUUUCCCUACGGACUACUGGUCAGAUACUGCUGCUCAGGCCUCUGUCCGGUUUGCCAUGUCCGGCCUCGUCGUCCCACCAAUGUAAAUGCACUUUUCGUCAUCUCAAGCACCGGUCUACCACUUUCACAGGACACGCCCCCAACCUUCGUUUCCCCCCCCCCCCCCCGCCCCCAGGCACACAGCAGCAAAAAAAGCGCUGGUGCCAUGUAUAGUUGACUGCUUGUUCUCUUUUUAAAGAUGGAGGGGGAAUAAAAAAAAAAAAAAAAAAGAAUCUUUUGAAAAUGACUCUAACAGCCCCGCAGAAGAAAAAGGAUCUCACGAGGAACCAUAUUUUUUUCUUUUUUCCGUGGGACUUCUUUUUGUUUUGUUUGUUUCCCCGCCCCCUCAUUCCAUCACCCUUGACGAGGACACAGGAUGAUGAAGGGUUUAUUUUGUAUACCUGUCGGCUCGCGCUUCGGCCUUGGAGCCGUCCGAUUGACCACACAUUCAAUACUGGAAGGGACUCUGCGGACUCACCAUUGUACAGUAAAAACACUGAUGUUCAGUACAUUUGCCAACGAACUCGUUUGCCUCAGAAAUUGUUUUUCCCUUUUCUUUUUUUUUCUUCCUGUUCCGACUCUCUUUCAGCAGAUCCACACACAAGAGUUGUGCGUCUUUAUAAUGUGACUUUUUUUGUAUUUUUAAUUGUGUGAGGAGGGAAAAAAAACAACAACAACACAGGGGCCAAGACAGUUUUAACUGGAAAUUAUAAGAGAUAUAUAAUGUAGUGAAUUGAUCAUAAAAUUACCAGGGAGGGCGGGGAACGAAGGGGCGGGGUGAGGUUGUACCAUGUUUCAUUCCUGCAUUUUAACUUAAAUUUUGUAAUUUAUUGUAGCUAGGAAAAAAAAAUACUCUUCAAAUGGUUAAAAAAAAAAAUCCUCUUUGACUCAACAAGCACACUGACGUGUACAAAACACUGCUCUGUUGAUGAAUAUGAUGUACUUCCAUGUCUAGAGCUUCCUUUUAAGCAAGUGUGUUUUGCCAUGUUUUUCAACUUUUUUGCUAGCACUGUAUAUUAAUGCAUUCCUAGGCUACUGUGAAGUCUGUUUCUUGUUGAUGAGGAGCAGUCUCUCCCUUCUAUAGCUCCGAUUCCCUUACGUGUUUUAUAUGUGGCUAAAAAAAAAAAAUUACAAAAAAUGGUAGACUAUUGUGAUAUUGCCAAACUUGUGCUAAAUAUUUAUACAUCUGUCUUUUUCAUGUUCUUUUAGAUCAACACAAAAAAAGUUGAAAAAAAAAAAAGGAAAAAAGCAAAUCCAUUGAGAAUGUAGGCGUAAAGUAGUUCAUUGUCAUCUUUCUGUUCCAACACACACUUGCGCUCACUGAGGGAAAUUUUGUAACAUAUCAACUAUAAAUAAUGUAUUUAUCUCUGAAAUUUUGUAUAUUGCUUUUCAUUAUGUAUGUAUUAAUCGUCAUUGCCCUUAAUAUAGUGAUGCAGCACAGAUAAUUCAGCCAAGAAAUGUUGCCUUCAUUUUUCUUUUUUGUAUUUGAUGAAAUGCAAUGUGCAUAUAUUUCACGUGUAUUCUCAAAAACUUGUGUUACUCCGUCGACUCGCUUGUCCAUUUUUUUUUCCAUUAUUUUAAAGGGGAAGUCAAACUUCAUUGUUUAUUUUUAUAUUGAUUUUAAAUUAUCUAUACAGACCAUUUUGGAGAAAACUUUGUUGGUUGUAUUGUCAAAUAAAUUGUUUGUGACCCAUAUGAUAGUUGUUAAGAUCCAAUAGAGACUAAUGUGCAUGAGGGACAACCUUGGAGAUAAAAAAAAAACCAAAAAAAAAAACAAAAACAAAAACAACAACAAAAAAAAAAAUAGUCUCAAUUUGUGGUUGUAUUAUUUUCUGUUUUGUAGAAUGUAAAGAAGUCAUUUUUACUCACCACUUAUGACUCUGCCACAUAGCUUACACGUGUUUACAGGGGAGAAAAAUUAAAAAUGUCAACAUUUGGAAUGGAAACAUGAUGUUUUAUUAAAAUUGUACAGUAAAAAAAAACACACACACAUACACAUACUUUGCACUAAACUGCGGUUUUCUAGAGCGUGAAUGAACACUCAAACGGACCACCAGGAGGACGGGGCGCAAAGCUGAGAUGUCGUGUUAUGUGGGAUAGAGUAACCUACAAAAAAAGACGCGGGGAGGGGCUGGGGUGGGGUGGGGGGGGUUGGUGUAAAACUUCUUACUCGCGCUCUUGUCGACGAAGCGGUCUGACAUUGUGAGAUCGUCCCGCCGCUUCAAAGCCUCAUUGUAGUCAUUCAUAAACAGCAGCAGCUUCUUAUUCAAAGCGCCCCAAAUGGGGCUCAUUCAAAUCCCUCAUUUCAUUGCAUUAAGCCACCUAGUUAAUAAAGAAUCAAUACAUUGAAAGAGCAAGGUUAUCCUUUGUCUAUAAGAGCUGGUAUCGUUCUGAACCCCUUAUAGUUUGCGAGCUGAAAGGGGGAGGUGGGGGGGGGGGUCCACUGUGAAAUCUAUACUCAUCAAGUGGCUCAAACAGGAGGAGAAGAGUGUUUAGGGGUGUGUGUGGGGGGGGGGGGCUCCCUAAAAACAAGAGAGCAUCUUAUCUGGCGUCCUACGCGUGCACCGAGAAGCGGGUCACAAAAUGUCAAUUUCCCAUCAAGGCAACAUUGUCCGCCGCCACCUCUCCCUUUAAUGCACAAUUAAGCGGCGGCGACCUGAGUGCCAAUCAGCAUAUCGCAGCUUAUUAUGUCGAGCGCCGCGCGCGGACGCUGCCGCCUCGCAGAUAGUCGGCGGGGAGGAUGGUGGGGGGGGGGGUGGUUGCUGAUAGCGCAAAAAGGACAGACGCCCUCAAAAGAGCAAUUUAAUUUUCAGCCGCGAUCGCCUCCCACCCUCAAAUCAUUCCCUUGAUAAUCCAAAGUGUCUGAUAACAAUAGCGUCCUGACAUUGCAUUAUCUGUUUCGGAUACAGCGUCGGAUCUAUCGCCUUGCUUACCGCUGUCUCUAUUAUUCGUGACAAAAAUCUUUUGCUCGGCCAGGAAAAUGCGCAAACUGUAUGUUUUGCGGGAGCCGUGGCUGUAAAUUAAACCCAGGCGCAAAACUGCCAUGGCGGGAACAAUAGCCAGGCGGGGUAGAGGUGGGGGGUUGGGGGGACAAGUGGUGAGGGUGAAAGCACAAACUGCCAUGGCGGGAACAAUAGUCAGGGAGGGUAGAGGGGGGGGGGGGGGGGAGAACCAAGUUGUGAGGGUGAAAGCGCAAUCAAAAAUGACAUGUUUGCUCAGUUGUUGCCAAUUUUAAGCACUCGCAGGCAGGCUGGAGGUGCACUCGAUUGUCUCAGAAGGUUUCCUCUCUGUGUCCGGUGAGCUCGGCCACGCCACUCAAUCAUUCUGAGAGCCUCUUUAUUGGAGAACUCUAAUGGCCACCCUCCGCCAUGAUCUUAAUGUAUGCAUUAAAUAUUUAUAAAUUCUGGGUCAAUAAUGCCCCAUAACCAGAGCCUGACAGACACCCCCCACCCCUCCCCGCCUCCGUCCCUCCCCGGCGCGGGGCAAAAGGUGAAGGGGGUCACCCAAUCAAAAAGGGAACGCGGCUGGCCACUUCCAUACGUUUGCCCCUCUUAUCAAGACUCGCCUCAGUAGUGCUUAUCUGUCAAAGGAAAGAAAUAUUGAAAGCAAUAUCGAUCUUAAGUAGACUUGCCGAGGGCCACGCUUCAAACAUCUGCUCGUGGAUUGUUAUAUUUAAAAAGAAAUGAGAGGUUAAAAAAAAAGAGAAGAUAUCUUAGUAUUAGAACUGUGCGGUAAUAUUGAACAACUCUGGUGGGGUAUGACUAACAGCCACGUUAUUAGCCAGCACCGCUGCAGAUUUAUUGGAGCAGAUCCUCGAUAACAAAUAUUUCUUCAUUAUCGGCCGGGUUAAUCGCGGCGUCUCCACGGGUGGCUCGGCGGCUUUAGGUGACCAUCGGCGGGGCCGCUCAGGUGAAAGAUUGCGCUCGGGCGAUAGCGCAUGCACAAAAGGGCGGCGGGACAAUGAGCGGGUCAAUGGAGAGCGCCCGCUGAAAGAGCCACAAUGGCCGUGCAUGCUGGGAAUUGGGCUGCGCGGCAUAAAGGAACGAAACCUUCACCGGGGCCACGGAGGACAAGCAUUCAGAAAAGAGGGUUUUGUUUGGGCUUUAUCAAUCUGCGCGUUCCCAGGAGGAAAAACAAUUCCACCUGACCUUAAAAACGGGAAUAUUAGCUUACGCAUCCGCUCGCCGUGUAGCAGUUACGGACGAGGUUAUAGGUUGACGUUUAAUGGAUGUUGCUGUGGUCACACCUUUGUGUCUAUGCGUGUCCGGAAAAGGGCCCAUCAAACUAAAACAGCAUGACAAUAGUUUAUCUUGGCUCCCGGCUGGGCAGUGCUGAGGAGGUCUUUUUUUCGGGGAUUGGGUGCUAACUGCUGAGUGAGAGGAAAGGGAUAAAAAAAAAAAAAGAAAGGAAAGAAAGAAAGUGGGAGUUUAGGUACUGUAGCGGGAAGACAACCUGGGAUCACAACUUUGAGAUGACAAUAGAUCAAAAUCAAGACGGCUGGCCUUUUUUUGAACAAUUCCAUAUCAAAACAAGCGCUUUGACCCUUUUUUUUUUUUUUAAAUGGUUUUGCAGUCUGUGUGUGAAUGGGAACAUCUGAUAAGGCAGCGCUCCCCUGCUCCGACAACACAUUGGGACGGCAGCUUUGCAGCGGAAAACUAGAUCCGUACAAAGAUUUCCACUUCACUCGAUGCAGCCGAGAAGGAAGGAGCAAAGAACCCCGGCGCGUUGGAAGAGCCAUUAAACUUGAAUUUGGAUGGCAUUUGAUACUUCAUCAAUGUUUCAGUGAAUUUCACAUCCACAAAUGCAAGACUUUGCCACGGCAGGAGUGCGGCGUUCAACCUAUUUUUCCCCCUUUACGAACUUAACCUCGUCCCCAAAACGACUGCCUAAAUGUUGCUCGGUCAGGGCGAUAAAAUAACUGCCGCGGUCUCGCCGUAUAGAGCUCCUUUCAUAGUGCCCCUCUGUAGUGCUUUGUCCAGUACUUCUGGAUAUGAUAUCAUCCAUUAAUAAUGUAUUGGCAAUGGAUUACAUAAAAAGGGAGCAGAAAUAACAUCCAAUAUUCAUGCCCCCUGAGCUCGACUGUGUCCAAUCCGUUUGGCCCAUAAAACCUUCGCCCCAUUUCCAUAUCCGCUGCGGGUCACGACAGGUCUGCCGCACAAAGACUUACAGAACACCUCCACUCAGGAAAAGGGCAGUAAAAUUCGGGUGGAUUUCUGAACCCAUAUGAAACAGACCCCAACCCCCCACACCUAUUUGGAGGGGGGAGUGAAAAAGCUCUUUUCCGAUUUCAGCGCCUGUGAGAAACCCGCCGCUGCAUUUCCCUCUUUAAUUGUGCCACUUGAGAAAUUGACGUGCCUCUGAAACAUGGCAUGAAUCUCGCCGUUAUUGCAGUCCCCUUGGCAGGGAAUGUUGAUCCAACAUCUGCAUGCUAUAGAAAGUAAUGGAAGUAGCAGAGGUGGCAGCUGCAACUCUACAGGAAGUGUGCCAUUUUCAGGCAGCGGCGCUGUGAGAAGCGCUAACUGCCAGCCUGGUCUUGCAGGCGGGCUCUGAUUGCCAGGACACUAUGACAAACAGGCUGGGGAUGGGAGUGUUGCAUCCUGGGGGAUGACAGCUUCUGUUUGAUUGUCAAUAAGGCUCAUUAGCAGGAAAAAUGGGGAAUGCGAAAGGAGAUUAAACGCC
Molecule: messenger RNA, 7904 nt
Organism: Syngnathoides biaculeatus (alligator pipefish)
Lineage: Eukaryota; Metazoa; Chordata; Actinopteri; Syngnathiformes; Syngnathidae
Gene: ebf3b
Product: EBF transcription factor 3b
Exons: 21
Coding region: 527-2272 (581 amino acids)
Biological process (GO): regulation of transcription by RNA polymerase II
Molecular function (GO): RNA polymerase II cis-regulatory region sequence-specific DNA binding; DNA-binding transcription factor activity, RNA polymerase II-specific
Source: RefSeq, a predicted model, not a curated record